GACAACAGGAGUUGUAGACGGCAGACAAGGAGGGCAGGGGGCAGCCAAUGAUUUUUUGUGCUGUGUUUACCACCCUCUGCAGUCUCUUCUUGUCUGCCUCCGUGCAGCUGGCGUGCCACACUGUCACUGCAUAGGUAGGUCACCAGCAGCAGGGUGUUUAGUUGCUCCUUCGUGAGCACCCUUAGGAAGUGUAGCCGCUGCUGCGCUUUCUUGACUAGGGCUUGACUAGUGAUGACAGGGGUUAGUGCAAUUGGACGGAAGUCAUUGAGACUGGUUAUGGGUGAUUUUUUGGGGAUGGGGAUGAUUAUGGUAGAUUUCAGGCAGGGUGGAAUGACGGCUUGUUCCAGAGACAGGUUGAAGAUGUCAGUGAAGACCUGUGCUAGCUGCUCGGCACAUGCUUUGAGGACCUUCCCAGGUACUCCAUCGGGGCCUGCAGACUUCCUGGGGUUCGCUGCACAGAGUACACGCCUCACAUCCUGUCUCUCAAGAGUGAGUGGGGGAUUGCUAGAGGCUGGUGUGGGUUGUGGUGGUCUCUGACUUUUAGUUCAGGCCUCUUCCUGCUGACGGGGAGUUUUGGCCUGGUUUUUCACACUGACCUCAUCUCUGUGGUUUUAAAGUGAGCAUCUGCAGCUGAAACGAUCAGACUUCCUGUUUUCGUGAUGAAAACCGAGACUCUUCAUCACUCAGACUGGCUGUAAUCUUGUUUCUCAGAGUUCAAACCCAUCACGCCGCACUGAGCUUGUUUUUUAAAAGCUCCUGUAAGAAAGUUUCACCUGAAGAGCUGCUCUCAGGAGUUCUCUUGGCCUAUCAGUCAAAGCUGAGGGCACAUACUAAGUCAUGGGUGACAUGCUGGAGACAGUUCAGGUUUGGGACUCACCCAAUACCCCAGUGGAGGAGGGUAAGGAGGAUGUACUGCUGCGGGAGCUCUCGAAGCUACCAAUUGUGGAGCUCUGGAGGAUCCAGUGGGGUCUCAGUCAGUCAGCCCUGCUGCAGGACUUCCCCCCCAUCCCCCCACGCUGGCUGCGGUCUGCUGAUGCCUGCAGCACCGCCAAAACCAUGAUGAGGUGUUACCAGGAGGACAGAGCGCCAGCGGUGUUGGCCGCAGUCCAGACUCUAAUCAGCGGAAAUCAUCAGGUUCGCCCUGUACGCUUCACCAUGAUCCCCCUGAGACCUGAAUCAGAUCUAAAACCUGUCCAGGGCUUUGUGAAGACUCAGCGGCGGAAGCUUAUCAGCAGGAUCCAGAGACCCGGCCCCAUCCUGGAAGCCCUGCAAUGCUGCAGGAUCUUCAACACCUCAGAAAGGGAGGCCAUCGCCAUCUACGGAGCUUGCAAGGACAGGAACCGGGCUCUGGUAGACCUGCUCCUCAGGAAGGGGGAGGAAGCUCAGAAAGUGUUCUACCAUGCCCUUGGUCAAUCAGAACCCUUCUUACUGCAGGAGCUGGAAGAGGAUCACAUCAGGGGCAAGAAUGCCUCAGACUCAGUUGUCAUCAUGGAGAUGUUGGAGUUUCUGGUCACAGAUGAGCUCAAGUGUUUCCAGUGGUUGGUCAACAAAUACAUGACUGCAGAAAGUCACUCUCCUAUUGGUGGAGAGCAGUUGGAACACGCAGACAGACGGACGACGUGGAGACUUCUAGAAAAACUCUUUGGAUCCAAUCGGGCAGAACGUGUUGCCAUGGAGAUCCUGAUGAAGAUCGUGCCAAUGCUGUGUCUCUAUUUUCAAGCAGAAGCAGUGACAUCACUGACCUACUCUGACAUCAGGUUGGAGACAAAUACACCACAGGUUGAGAUUACACCUGAGGUCAGCGAGGAUGGGAGCAUAUUCAGGUUGCGCUGCCAGCAGCCCGGUGUGUUCAGGUGCAGUCUGACAGGCCUGGUGUUGGAGGGAUUUGGUGACGUGGUGUAUGAGAUGGUUCCCUGGGAUGUGGACUUCCUGUCCUCUAAAGGGCUGCAGGUGGCAGGAGCUCUGUUCAGGUUCCACCUGCUGACUGGGAGCUUCCAGCGACUCCACCUGCCGCAUUGCCAGCUACUCUCAGAUGGUGGUCGGCACUUCCUAUCUGUAGCUCAUGUCACUGGGGACUGUGUGGAUUUUAUCACUCCAGGUCAGGUGACCGAUAGUCAUGUGACAGUUGAUAUCUCAGGCUUCUCGUGCUUUGGUCUGGUGACACCAGCGCCCAGUGACCAGAUUGCUGGCCUGGUGUUGAUCUUCUCUCAACCCACUAAUUCCACACUGUUCAUCCUGCUGCUGCCCAGGAAUGUCUGCCUCACUCAGGUGAGAAAGGAGUGGAAGCGACGGAUUGGGGCUGAGUACAUCGAAGCUAUUCCUGACUGCGAACUGAUCCCAAAUCACACAUACAAACUGAUCGGAGAGCCCGUCACAGUCAUCCAGCCAGAGACAUCAAAGUUCGUGAACUUCAGAGACUACAACAACUUCCUGCCGUCAUUCCAGGUGCAGCUGAAGGCUGGAGCCACACAAGUGAGGCUGCAGCUCAGGAGUCAUGUGGCUGGAUCCCGUCUGAUUGGCUGGCUGUUUGGCAACAAAGAGUGUGAGGUCUGGGCCCGAGUCAUCCAGCUGAAAGUGAAGGUGCUGGACUUGCAGGAGGAAGAUGUGACCCUGCAGCUGCUGCAGAUGCUGAACUGUCUCGGUUCAGAGGAUCUGAAAACCUUCCAGCGCUUCCUGAGUCUCCGGACUGACCCGAUCUCCGUCAGCCGACUAGAGGCCGCAGACAGAGCCAGAACUGUUGACCUCAUGGUCCAGAAGUACCACGCUGAGGGAGCCAAGGAGGUAACCGAGGAGAUCCUGAGUAAGAUGAACUACAACCAGCUGGCAGCUGCUCUCAACAAGAGCUGAUCAAUCAGAAAACAGAUGUUUAAAAAAAAAAAAAAAUUAUAUGAUUAUUAAAUGUUUAUAAUUCUCUGUGUGAACAAGGUUUAGUGGUUUAUUUUUACAACAAGCACCUGUUUCAAUAUUUGAGAUGAAAUCAUCUAAAAUAUUUUUUCUUAAAUAAAAAGAGAGAAACUCUUAAAGUGACAACAACCACAUUUCUGUUUGAAUUUCCAAAAAUGUCACACGAUCAAGAACAGGAACACUGAUUGCAUUACAACUCCCCAAAACUAACAGGUCCGCGAACACCUCAUCAGGAAACGAGGUGUAAAAUCUCACCUGUAGAUGUCAGCAGAUUGUGGUUUUUUUCUGAUCACAUUAAGUAACUAUGACAGUAUUGCAAAUAACUUGUUUAUGCACAUUUUUGUGUGUUAGAGCCCCAACUUCAUUUCAGGAGAUGAGACUUGAGGUGAGGAGAAAGAGGAUUAGGUUUUAUUAAGAUCGUGGUGGCAUUGUCCCUUUCAUGUUUUUGUUUCUAUCUUCUUUAAUGAUAAAACAUAGAUUUGAUCCUUCAUAUCUUGAGUUUGAAAUGCAGAUAGGAAUUAAAAUGCCCCUACACCGCAUGCCAAUGCCUACCAUUUCUGUUCUCCUCCACCUCUGGUAUGGGGCCAGCCUAUAAUCGCUGUUCUGAUUAGGCAGAACAGCAAUCACUGUAUUCAAGAUGGUUGGGCAACAUGGCAGCUGCUAUCUAUUUUUAAUACAUUAAUGAUAAGUUUAUGAGGGUUCCUCAAUUUUUGAAAGAUGUAGUUACCCACAAAUCAAUGUAUAUUUAUGAGUACAGUAUUUUCUUCUAUUACAUAAGCAAAAAAAUUGACUGAGUAUACCCUUCAUCACAUCUGCAGAUGACAUUUUGUGUUAGUCUAGUGUAAAUGCUAGAAAACAAAGGAAACUGUUAGCAUAAGUGCAUGCUUUCUACACGCAUGCUCUUGUGGCUAAGACGACAUAUACUGGUUUAAGCCAAGGUGUAUGGCACCUUUACGUCGCUGCAACACCUUUUGCAGAAGUAGGCUGUUUAGUGGUGGGAGUGAGUAGCCCGUUUUCUGUUGUUAUUGUCAUGACUGAUGGAUGCUCAGUGUACACUCAAUAAAGCUGUGUUAUAACAAAUCACUGAUCAUUCUACACCUAGCUUUUUAGCUUUGGAUAAAACAGAGGGUUUAACAAAUUUUAGACUGACACUGAGGUUUAACCUUUUAAUAACUCCAGCCGUUUCCUCAGUUAAAUCAGAUCAACCAGUAAAAUACAACGUCACAGACUUCAUUAGAAAGUCGAUUUUAUUAAUUAUCAUAAAAACACUUAAGAAGAAUGACAGGAUGAAUAAUGGAUUUAACUCCGUAAAAUAUCUGAAAGUUAAAAGUCAGGCUCAUCUCUCAGAUUUAAGUUUAACUGAUGAAAAACAAACUCAAUGAAUGAAUAAAAUAUGACUUAAUUUUUUUCUUUCUUUUUUAUGAGAAACCUGUAAAUGUACCAAACAGAGUGAAAACAUCCUCAACUUUUCAGACCAUUUGAAGGUUUUACAUAAGAUUUCAUGUUUUCUGGAGAAUUUUAACAUUUCUUCAUCUUUAUUUUGGAAAGUGACGCAGUUCAGCGUUUCUAAGAAACAUAUUUGAAGAAAGAUAAAUAUUUGUUUAAUGUAGAUGCUGAAGAACGUAUCCUGGUCAAAAACGACUCAGCGAUUACUCACAGUGUUACUGGAGGCCAAGGUAAUGCCAUCCAGAGUAGCCAUCCUGCCAUCCUCAUAUUUCUAAGAUUUUCAGGGCUUGACUGCAGAUCAUCAUUCUCAUAGCAAUGUCCAUCACCCUGACUUUAACUUUUGAUGGAAACAAACUGGAAAUGCCAGUGUCGACACAGCAGGGGGCGCUGCUGCUGGGGUGGGGUGGCUGGGUUAAAGUCACAUAAGGGGGAUGGGUUCAGGCUCUGUGGGAACAUUUAAGGUUUCAUGUCUGUAGUGAAGUGAAUCUAAUAAAAACCUUCGGCAUACAGCUUACACUAACCAUGUUCAUGUGACAUGAAGAGGAGUUGCGCCUGUGUGAAGAACAACUAUGUUAUUGCAUGAACACCACCGUUUCUGCUCCCAACAGGAAACAGCUCUAUUGUUCAUGUUGUGUCUGGUGGUAUGUGUACUUCUUGUAAUUUUUUUAGAGAGUGGACAUGCUUUUUGUGCACCACCAGAGUUUUAGAAAGUUCCAGAAAUGCUCUUCAGUCUCUGUCACGGCGGCCGUUUUAACCAGUCAGAGGUGGAAACUGAACAUCAGACUCUGAUUUUAUAUAAAAAUAAAGAAUAAAAUCUUUAGAUUCACUGCAGCUAUUUUAAUUAUAUACAAACUUAUUUGUUUUGUUACUAAAUAUGUAAAAAUAUGCAAAAAUAAGUCUCUGGUUUUGUUUUAGGAAUAUGCACUUCUAUAAUACAACUGCUACAUUAUUCUGUAUUUGGCUCAAACGAAGAACUCAUUAAAUUCUGUGUACCUCAGGCUCACGUCCUGGUUUUCUUCUCUUCCUCAGUUUACAUAAUUUAUCUGACAGACUUUAGACUUCACAAGCUGUACUUGUGACUGAAAAACAUUAAAAGAUAAUAAUUUAUUUUUUUAUAUUUGAGCACUUAAUUGACAAAAAAACAUAUCACUCUUAAAGUGAUAAAUAUAUCAUAUUAAAAUAUUUUAAAUAGAUUGUCUUUGAGGUUUAGGAGUAAAAAACUCUGAAAAACAAACUGUACUCACAGUAAUACUAAUUCAAUACUAAUUACUAAUAUUACAAAAUAAUAAAUUUAGUGUAUAAAAUAACUGGGUUUUGAGUGAUUAUUCAAACUUUGAAAUGUGUGAAAUAAUAAAGGUUCAGGUUUGGGGGAUGUUGCCUGAUCUUCUGACUUUCAUUUUAAGAUUUAUGGAUUUAAAUUAGCAUAUUUUCUCAACAGUAAAUUUUUAUUUUAUAAAGUCAUUGAAACAAUUUCAUUUUUUCUUUAAUGUUUUCACAGGAUUUCUAAUUUUAGCUGGAAAUAUAAAGUGUUUGAACUCUAAGGGGUUCAAUAAUUUCAUCCAGCCUAAAAAUAUUGAUUAGGUAACCAAUCAUCUGAUUAGCUUCAGGGCUCUUUGAUGUUUUCUGUUUCUUUCAUGUUUCUCAAUCAACUUCUUUGAGAACUUGAGAAAGUAAAAAAAAAAAAUAAAAGGAACAAAUUUUUUCCUCACUGCUGAUUAGAAUGGCCGCCGUGUCGUGUGACCUUUCCAGA
This is a messenger RNA of Oreochromis niloticus (Nile tilapia), 6100 nucleotides long. RefSeq lists its product as uncharacterized. The transcript is spliced from 10 exons. Gene Ontology annotation, biological process: regulation of apoptotic process. The record is from RefSeq and is a predicted model, not a curated record. Bases 838 to 2847 code for a protein of 669 amino acids. NCBI's taxonomy places the organism in Eukaryota, Metazoa, Chordata, Actinopteri, Cichliformes, Cichlidae.